Messenger RNA from Melanotaenia boesemani (Boeseman's rainbowfish), 1559 nucleotides. It is a transcript of the gene sdf2, whose product is annotated as stromal cell-derived factor 2. Lineage: Eukaryota; Metazoa; Chordata; Actinopteri; Atheriniformes; Melanotaeniidae. The record is from RefSeq and is a predicted model, not a curated record. The transcript has 3 exons. Bases 15 to 749 code for a protein of 244 amino acids.
AAAAGAAAAAAAAAAUGAUAGAAAUCUCAGAAAGCCAUCGGCGGCUGCUUGAGUUUUUCCUUUUAGGUAUGGGUAACUUAAACUGUCAAGUUCUUUCACGAUUUCUACUAGCUUUUUUCUUAGUGUUUUACUGUAUAUCUGGGCUUUCGUUCGGAACGGAGCUGAGCGUUGUUACAUGCGGAUCAGUCAUAAAACUGCUGAAUAUAAAGCACAAUGUGAGACUACACUCUCACGAUGUACGUUACGGAUCUGGUAGCGGACAGCAGUCUGUAACAGGGGUUUCUGUGGUGGAGGACAGUAACAGCUACUGGACUGUCCGUGGGACAAGCGGUGCUUUGUGUAACCGUGGUACACCAGUAAAGUGUGGCCAGACAAUCCGCCUCACUCAUGUCAACACGGGCCGAAACCUGCACAGCCACUACUUCGCCUCCCCGCUGUCCUCUAACCAGGAGGUGAGUGCGUUUGGCGAGGAAGGAGAAGGGGAUAACCUGGACGAGUGGACAGUUCAGUGUGGAGGAUCUGUGUGGAAACGCGAGGAGGCCGUCCGCUUCCUUCACAAGGCCACUGAUGCUCUACUGUCAGUAACUGGGGAGCAGUAUGGGCGGCCAAUCCACGGUCAGACGGAGGUUCAUGCCAUGUCAAGUCCCAGCCAACACAGCCUGUGGAAAGCCAUGGAAGGCAUCUUCAUGAAGCCCAGCGAGAGCCCAGCUGGCAGCCGAACCUACGGUCACCCACACACAGAGUUCUGAACUUCACUUUCCUCCUCUGCUUCUGUCUCUUCUCAUUUUCUUUUCUGCCUGCCUCUAUCUCUAAUUAUAUCUGUACCAGCCUCCACCUCCCCCAUCAGUAUUUUUCUCUUGACUUUUAUGUGGAAACUUGAAUCCUCAAAGAUGCAUCAGCUACAUUCAGAAGGUUAGAAAUAUGUAAACUGUUUAAUAAAAUGUCCAACUAGGUACAAAAAGACAUGGAGGUGUAAAAAAAAGUUCUCUGUUACAGCUUGUGGUUUUUUAUUCCCAACAAGUGUGGAUCUUCUUAGCUGUUUUCAUGUAUUAUCAUGCUGCAGCUGCGAUGGCAGCGGCAGUUUGCAGAGCAAUAAAUUUACCAUGCGAGUAUUGUGCUGAUUAGGACUAAAAAACAUUGUUACACUUGUGCCUUUAUUCUCCCUUAAAAGGUUUUGGGCGUUUACGUAGCAAGGUUUUGGAAAUGUAAAAGUUUUUUUUUUUCUUCAAAUAGUAUUUAAAUGCCACACACACACACACAAACAAGCAAGCAACGGUUAAAAAGUGUUUCAUAGAAAAACUACUUUUCCAUUAAAGUCAGUUUCAGUGUUGCAUAUCAAACAAGGGACAUAGGAGCAGUAUUAUCAGUGAAGGCAUGUUUCUUCUUUUAAAUGUGCAUUAUCAAAUUGGGUGCUGUUAACUCUCAGUGUAUGAUCAGUUUCCAAGUGGUGAGAGUGUUAAGUGUGUAAUUUUCAUGCUUUGUUCAUGCAAAUGUUUUCUAGACGUUUUUAUGAGCAUCAAACUGACAAUGAGUACCUCAUGAUAAAGAAUUUUUAUGCA